Molecule: messenger RNA, 1707 nt
Organism: Polychytrium aggregatum
Lineage: Eukaryota; Fungi; Chytridiomycota; Chytridiomycetes; Polychytriales
Product: P-loop containing nucleoside triphosphate hydrolase protein
Exons: 4
Coding region: 115-1572 (485 amino acids)
Biological process (GO): poly(A)+ mRNA export from nucleus
Cellular component (GO): cytoplasmic stress granule; nucleus
Molecular function (GO): RNA binding; RNA helicase activity; ATP binding
Source: RefSeq, a predicted model, not a curated record
CCUUUCCCACGCCUGGAUUUGGCUGCUUGCUGGGCCGCUCGCCUCCGCAUCCGUCGCUUGUCUGCACUGAUCUGCCUCUCCCCCGCACCGACCACCACCCAAGCGACCGCACACAUGGCAUCGGAAGACUCCGGAUGGGGCAAGGCCCCCACUGCUGCCUCGAGCUGGUCGGCUCCGCCCGAGCUGACCCCGAUUGAUCCCGCUAAGCAAAACGCCGCCGUCGAGCAGCUUGCAAACAAGGUUGAAGAGCUCUCCACAACCGCCUCGGCCGAAGACGAGCCCGAAGUCCCGAGCCGCCCCAAGCACAGUGGCCUGGUCGAGGACAGUGGCGAGCAUCAGGUCGAGGUCAGCCUGGCGGACGGAGACCAGAGCGUUCUCUACACCGCCGUGUCGUCGUUUGAGGAUCUUGGACUCAACCCCAACCUCCUCAAGGGCAUCUACGGAAUGGGCUUCCAGAAGCCAUCGAGGAUCCAGGAGAAGGCUCUUCCGCUCCUGCUCUCGAAUCCCCCCAAGAACAUGAUUGGGCAGUCGCAGUCAGGAACCGGCAAAACCGCGGCGUUUGUCCUCUCGAUGCUCUCGCGGGUCAACUUUGACCUCAAAAGCCCGCAAGCCAUCUGUCUUGCGCCUGCCCGCGAGCUGGCCGGCCAGAUCAUGGACAACCUGACGCAAAUGGGCAAGUUCACGGGCGUCACCACUGCGUACGCCGUCAAGGACUCGAUCCCCAAGGGCCAGAAGGUCGACGCCCAGAUCGUCGUCGGUACGCCCGGCACUCUCCUCGACCUCAUCCAGAAGCGCAUGGUCGACCUCAAGAACGUCAAGAUCUUUGUUCUCGACGAGGCAGACAACAUGCUUGACGGACAGGGACUCCAGGAGCAAAGUCUGAAGGCCAAAAACUUUGUCGUCCGUGCCUCGCCCUCGUGUCAAAUUGUGCUCUUCUCCGCUACCUUCAACGAUCAAAUCCGGUCCUUUGCCAACCGGUUCGCCCCCAACGCCAACUCAAUCUCGCUGAAACGCGAGGAGCUCUCGGUCGACGGCAUCAAGCAGUUCUACAUGGACUGCAAAAACGAAAACCACAAGGCCGAGGUGUUGUGCGCCAUUUACGGUCUGCUUACCAUCGGACAGAGCAUCAUCUUUGUCAACCGCCGCGAUGUUGCCGAGCGCCUCGAGCGGAUGAUGGUUUCCCAGGGACACACCGUCACCUGUCUCCACGGACAGCACAUGCCCCAGGAGCGUGACCGUAUUAUGGACGACUUCCGCUCGGGCAAGUGCAAGGUCCUGAUCACAACCAACGUGAUUGCCCGCGGCAUCGACAUUCUGCAGGUCAAUCUCGUCAUCAACUACGAUAUUCCCCUGCUGGGCACAAGUCCCCAGCCCGACUUUGAAACCUACCUCCACCGCAUCGGCAGAACAGGCCGCUUUGGCCGCACGGGCGUGAGCAUCAACUUUUGUCACGACCAAAAGAGCUACGAUCAGAUGAUGAAGAUCUCGAACCACUUUGGUCGGGAGAUCACCCGAGUCCCGACCGACGACUACAUGGAAGUGGAGAAGAUCCUGAAGAAGGCUGUGAAGUAAAUCAAGGGCGAACUAUCGCAGAAUCCGGCGUCGUAUGCCGUCGGGCUGCAUCGCAGCGGCGCUGCCGAACGGGACCAGUCCGCCUCAGCGGCCGCAGAAUGAAAUCAAAUGAAAUCAAAUGAAAUCAAAUGAAAU